CCGAACCCAAAUUUCGAAAAGAGAGAGAGAGAAUACAAACCGACACCGUAUAAGCAGGGAAGCAAGGGAUAGAGAAAACACCUACACAGAGGAAGAAGAAGAAGGUAUAGCAGAGAAGAAAAUGUCGUGGCAAUCUUACGUCGACGAUCAUCUCAUGUGCGAUAUCGAUGGUCAGGAAGGUCACCGUCUCGCCGCCGCUGCCAUCAUCGGUCACGACGGAAGUGUCUGGGCUCAGAGCGCUUCAUUCCCUCAGUGUAAGCCUGCGGAGAUUACAGAUAUCAUGAAUGAUUUUGCUGAACCAGGCUACCUUGCUCCUACUGGCUUAUUCCUUGCGGGAACAAAAUACAUGGUUAUCCAAGGAGAACCUGGAGCUGUGAUCCGUGGGAAGAAGGGAUCUGGUGGUAUCACUAUAAAGAAGACCAACCAAGCUCUAAUUUUUGGUAUCUAUGAGGAGCCUGUGGCUCCAGGACAGUGCAACAUGAUUGUUGAGAGGUUGGGGGAUUACCUCAUUGAUCAGGGUCUGUAGGUCUGGAUUGCAAUUGUGAUCUAAUUUUUCCACUGAAUGUUAUUUUUGUCUCCCUCCCCCCUCCUCCCUCCUCCCUCCUCCCUCCUCCCUCCUCCCUCCAUCCACCCAUUUUUUUUUAGCUUAUCCUGCCUUCUUUUUCUUUCAUGCAUUAUGGCUUGUUUCUUCUUACUUGAUUAGCCAUGUAUUGGCAUCAGAGUUGUUGUAGACAAUAACCGUGUGAUGACUGAAACUCUAUUUUGGUAUCUUAGGGUUUGUUUAAAUUC
This is a messenger RNA of Macadamia integrifolia, 789 nucleotides long. Its product is annotated as profilin-3-like. The record is from RefSeq and is a predicted model, not a curated record. Gene Ontology annotation, molecular function: actin monomer binding. Bases 122 to 526 code for a protein of 134 amino acids. The transcript is spliced from 3 exons. Gene Ontology annotation, cellular component: cell cortex. Lineage: Eukaryota; Viridiplantae; Streptophyta; Magnoliopsida; Proteales; Proteaceae.